Molecule: messenger RNA, 1344 nt
Organism: Boleophthalmus pectinirostris (great blue-spotted mudskipper)
Lineage: Eukaryota; Metazoa; Chordata; Actinopteri; Gobiiformes; Gobiidae
Gene: tspan34a
Product: tetraspanin 34a
Exons: 8
Coding region: 175-921 (248 amino acids)
Cellular component (GO): membrane
Source: RefSeq, a predicted model, not a curated record
UUUGAACCAGGAAGUAUGAAACCUGGUGUCAGUGACGUUCCGGGCAUGAACCUCCCCACCACCAUAAUACUCUACGAAACUCAGAUAAAGGGACUUGGUGACACAGACUGAGAGACAGAAUCCAGACUGACCUCAAAGGAAGCACUUAGCAGAGCCUCAAUAUACUGUGCCAAGAUGUGUUGUACAGGCUUUCUCAAGACUAUGAUGUUCAUUUUCAAUGGACUCAUCUUUUUGGCAGGUGCCAUCAUCUUGGCUGUGGGCAUCUGGGUGAAGGUGGACAGUGGCUCUCUGAUGUCCUUACUGGGGAACAUAAAAGGAGCACCUCCAGGCCUAGACCAGCUCUCUAAUGUCAGUUACCUGCUCAUCGGUGUGGGAGCCGUCCUGCUGCUCAUUGGGUUCCUGGGCUGUUGUGGAGCUGUGAGGGAGAGCCGCUGCAUGCUGCUCACGUUCUUUAGUAUCGUGCUGAUCAUCUUCCUCAUUGAGGUGGCUGCAGCGAUCGUGUUGCUAGUCUUUGAAGAUCUGGCUGCAUCACUCAUUGAUGGUCUUGAGGAUGAAGUGAGGAAGGACAUUACUGAGAAUUAUGGAAAGGAUGAACACAUUACAGAUCUCUGGAAUGCCACAAUGAUGCAGUUCAAGUGCUGUGGUUUUAAGAACUACACUGAUUUUGAUGAGUCCCCGUUUGUCACAACAUUUUCCCUUUACCCAACCACCUGCUGCAACUCCACCGAAUUGUUAGGUGACACGUGCUCUAAGACAGGAGCAGGUCUAUCGAUGGUCCCUGGGUGUUUCCAGAGGCUGAUAGACUUUAUAAAAGAGAAUUCAAUAAUUGUUGCUGGCGUGGCUCUGGGAAUUGCUGCUCUAGAGAUUGCAGCUAUGGUGGUCUCAAUGGUCUUAUACAAGGACAUCGGUCGAAAGGCAUAGUCUCUCCAUCAACACAUCAGGACAAAAAAAUAGUUCUUUUUAUAUAAAACCCACUGUACAUUUUAUUUAUGUUUGUAUAUAUGGCAUGCUGAGCACAACAUGUUUGUAAUGACGUGUGUCCGUCUGUCUGUCAAAGCAAUAAUAAUUGUAAUAUUUUUGUAUCUAUAUCUGUUAUAUGUGCAUUGUACUCAUUCUAUAAAAUAGCAUGUGUUACUUUAAGGAGACUACUAAUCAAAUACCAUAAAAAAGAUUGCCCAAAAGAAUAAAGAAAUAUAAUUGUUAUCUGACACUAGAAAAUGUACUGACUUCUGUUUAGAAUCAAAGACUUUGGUCCUAUUGUUACCCUGUGUUACAUUAACUGCAACUGCAAUUUUAUUUGAUCAUUGAACAUUCUGUGUUGUUUUGUGUUUUGUACCACAUUAA